AUGGCCGCGGCCCGGGUCCGCCUGCUCGUGUCCGGGCGCCCGGAGCCCGCGAGCUUCGCGCGCAGCGUGUGCGCUCGCCUGCGCGGCGGGCAGGGCCGGGGCCCCGGGCCGUGGCCCACACACUGCAGCUGGGAGCGAGGGCGGCUCGUGCUCUCCGACAGGCCGUUCCCCGGCGCCUCGGCCAGGCUUCCGCUGCAGAGGCCCCCUUUCUGCCCCUUCGCGGCCCUGGACCAGCAGCCGCCCGGGGCCGAGCUCCUCCUCCCCACGGAUAGAGGCGUGGAGCUGGGCGUGGCCAUCAUCUUGCAGUCCAGCGACCAGACUGUCCUGUUGACCCGAAGGACAAGCACCCUCCAGGUUUCUCCCAACAUCUGGGUGCCUCCAGGUGGACACGUGGCCCUGGAGGAGGAGCUGCUGGAUGGAGGGCUCCGAGAGCUGCGGGAAGAGUGUGGACUCCAGCUGCCCCCAGGCCGGUUCUCGUGGAUUCCUCUAGGGUUAUGGGAGGCUGCCUACCCUCCUAGGCUGAGCUGGGGUCUUCCCAAACACCAUCACAUCGUUCUCUACCUACUGGUCGUCUCUCAGGAGUCGCAGCAGCAGCUGCAGGCUCGGAUCCAAGCAAACCCGCAAGAGGUGAGCGCCCUGCUGUGGCUGGGAGCAGACGUGGCAGCGGCUGUGGCUGCCUCAGAGGCAGAGGACGGAUCGCAAACCCCCGCCCCUCCCGCUCGGGAUCUACCGCCUUCUGUCCCUGCGAUACAAGUGGAGGACGAUGGAAGAGGCCGACCCCUGGUCCUGCCCACAUCCACGCUGCUGCAGACCACCCCGACCACGGCGGAGGACAGAGAGAGGGUCAGCACGGGAACCAAGUUUGCCCUGGGGCUCUGGCUUCAAGGCGCCGGCAGGUACAGUGAGGAACCACUGGAGGGCAGCGCCGCGCCGGUGUGCAGCGGACUGUUUCUGGGCACCAGAGGACAGGAAGAAAUGCUCAGUGUGACAUCUGCCUCCACCCUAGGUGAAUGUGACCGUCACACGGACCCUGGACCCGGAAGGACGGAUAGAACACAGACCUUCUCCCCCAUAAAGUGCAUAAUCCCUCUUAGCCCACCUCCAUGACACUGGCAGAACAUUCACAAUCUUUUAUUGUGGGUGAAGACUUUGUUACAACUUUGGGAAUAAAAAGUGAAAUCACAACAUAAA
Messenger RNA from Jaculus jaculus (lesser Egyptian jerboa), 1191 nucleotides. RefSeq names its product nudix hydrolase 17 (gene Nudt17). Gene Ontology annotation, molecular function: NADH pyrophosphatase activity. Lineage: Eukaryota; Metazoa; Chordata; Mammalia; Rodentia; Dipodidae. The record is from RefSeq and is a predicted model, not a curated record. The transcript is spliced from 7 exons. Gene Ontology annotation, biological process: NAD+ catabolic process; NADP+ catabolic process. Gene Ontology annotation, cellular component: cytosol. The coding region runs from base 1 to 1107 and encodes 368 amino acids.